Molecule: messenger RNA, 6865 nt
Organism: Nerophis lumbriciformis (worm pipefish)
Lineage: Eukaryota; Metazoa; Chordata; Actinopteri; Syngnathiformes; Syngnathidae
Gene: srgap2
Product: SLIT-ROBO Rho GTPase activating protein 2
Biological process (GO): signal transduction
Molecular function (GO): protein binding
Source: RefSeq, a predicted model, not a curated record
UGCUACUUCCGGUUUAGCAAGUUGUCAGGAAAUGCUUCAUUCUUGAUAAUGAGCAUGAUAACGAUAUUAAAACUUGUACAUGAACCAUUACUCGUUGUUGCUAAGUUCGCCGUGUAUUUUUAUCUUAACAUUAACAUCCGUGACUUUUCCCCGGCGUUGUCCUGCAUCGUGGCGCCCACCGCGGCCAGCCCCUUCGCCGGGUCCUCCCCCCUCUGUCCCCCCUAUCGUGGCGUCUUCACGGGGGGUGAGCGAUUCACUCUUCAGGCGGACGUUGCAAGGCAGCAAGAGAACCAACUGACAAGUUAUCAGUCACUCCAAUGGCGAGAUGCAUCCCCCUUUGACUUGGGAGUGCUCGGCGGUGGGGAGCAGGCGCACAUGAACAUUGCGCGGCAGGAGGAGACGCAGCAGCUCCGCAUGCACCGGGAGUGAACCCACGCAGGGAGACAACGCGGACCCGCCGUCACUUGCUUCAUCCGGUUUUUUUGCUCACAUUUACCCGCGUUUUGGAUAUCCUUUCAUUUAUUGACGAAUCGAGCGCCAAUUGACUUCGCAGCGAGGACAGGUUUGGUCUGCGAACUCCCGCCAUGACGUCUCCGGCCAAAUUCCGCAAGGACAAGGAGAUUGUGGCCGAGUAUGAAACUCAAGUGAAAGAGAUCCGUACCCAGCUGGUGGAGCAGCUCAAGUGUCUGGACCAGCAGUGUGAGCUCAGGGUGCAGCUGUUGCAGGACCUGCAGGACUUCUUCCGGAAGAAGGCGGAGAUCGAGGUGGACUACAGCCGCAACAUGGAGAAGCUGGCCGAGCGCUUCCUCACCAAGACACGCAGCACCAAGGACCACCUGAUGAAGAAGGAGCACAGCAUCCUGUCUCCGGUCAACUGCUGGAACCUGCUGCUGCUUCAGGUGAAGAGGGAAAGCAGAGACCACGCCACGCUGUCCGACCUCUACCUCAACAACAUCAUCCCUCGCUUCGCGCAGAUCAGCGAGGACUCGGGACGCCUCUUCAAAAAGAGCAAAGAGGUUGGCGUGCAGCUGCAGGAGGACUUGAUGAAGGUUCUCAAUGAACUUUACUCGGUGAUGAAGACCUACCACAUAUACAACACCGACAGCAUCAACGCCGAGUCCAAGCUGAAGGAGGCGGAGAAGCAGGAGGAGAAGCAGAUGGGGCGCUCCGGUCGCCAGGACGACCGCCAGACGCCGCGCUCGCCAGACGCCCUUGCCAGCCUCAAGGCCGACGACAAGCCCAUCCGCCGCUCCAGUGUGAAAAAAAUCGAAAAGAUGAAGGAGAAGAGACAAGCCAAGUACACGGAGAACAAGCUGAAGGCCAUCAAGGCCAGGAACGAGUACCUGCUGGCGCUGGAGGCCACCAACAGCUGCGUCUUCAAGUAUUACAUUCACGACCUCGCAGACAUCAUCGACUGCUGUGACCUGGGCUACCACGCCAGCCUACACCGCGCCCUGAGGACCUACUUGUCCGCCGAACAGAACGUGGAGACGUCCAAGCACACGGGUCUGGAGACCCUGGAGGGGGCUGCUGAAAGCUUGGAGCCCAACGGGGACAAACAGAAGCUGAUGGAGACCUACAACAACGUCUUUUGUCCCCCAGCUCGCUUUGACUUCCAGUCGCACAUGGGAGACACGAUGGGAGUGGUGUGCGCACAGCAGCCACUGGAAGGCGAGCUUCUCCAGCGGUGUCAGCAGCUUCAGUCCCGACUCUCCACGCUGAAGAUCGAGAACGAGGAGGUGAAGAAGACCAUGGAGGCCACGCUGUCCACCAUACAGGACAUGGUGACGGUGGAGGACUACGACGUAUCCGAGUGCUUCCACCACAGCAACAGCAUGGAGUCGGUCAAGUCCACUUUCAGCGAGUCCUAUCUGAGCAAGCCCAGCCUCGCCAAGAGACGCGCCAACCAACAAGAGACGGAGCAGUUCUACUUCACGAAGCUGAAGGAGUUCCUUGAAGGCAGGAACCUCAUCACCAAGCUGGAGGCCAAGCAUGACCUCAUCCAGAAGACCAUAGGAGAGAGUCAGAAGACCGACUGUUGCCUUGCCAGUGGACGGAGAAACUCGGCUCUACGGAAACAGGAAUCAGGCGAAGCCAUUCCACUGAUGGUGGAGAGCUGCAUCCGCUUCAUCAGUCGCCAUGGUCUGCAGCAUGAGGGCAUUUUUAGAGUGUCAGGCUCUCAGGUGGAGGUCAAUGACAUUAAGAAUGCCUUUGAGCGAGGUGAAGACCCAUUGGCGGGGGACCAGAACGACCACGACAUGGACUCUAUCGCCGGUGUCCUCAAGCUCUACUUCCGAGGGUUGGACCAAGCCCUUUUCCCCAAGGAAGUCUUCCACGACCUCAUCUCCUGCGUCUCCAUGGAGAGCCUGCAGGAGCGCGCUGUCCACGUCAAGAAAGUGCUGCAGGCGUCGCCCAGCAAAACACUCAUCGUCAUGAGAUACCUGUUUGCCUUCCUCAACCAUCUGUCCCAGUACAGUGAGGACAACAUGAUGGACCCCUACAACCUGGCCAUCUGCUUUGGCCCCACCCUGAUGUCUGUCCCUGAGGGCCACGACCAGGUCUCCUGCCAGGCCCAUGUCAACGAACUAAUGAAAACAAUCAUCAUCCACCACGACACCAUCUUCCCCGGACUGCAGGACCUUCAGGGCCCCAUCUACACCAUCCCUGGAGCUGGCGAAGACUUCUGUGACAGUCCUCACUGUGAGCCCCCCCUGGUGGAAGAGCCGGCGCCCGACACCGUGUCCGUCAGCCACCACAGCGACGACGGCACCUUGGCUGUUUCAGAGUCGGACCCGGUGGAAGCCAUCGCCCGCUUCGACUACUCCGGCCGCACCAGUCGCGAGCUGUCCUUCAAGAAGGGAGCCUCUCUGGUUCUCUACCAGCGAGCUUCCGACGACUGGUGGGAGGGCCGACACAAUGGCGUGGACGGACUGGUGCCACAUCAGUACAUUGUGGUCCAAGACGUGACUGAUGGAGGACGAGGCAGCCCAAAACCUGACAUGGACGCCAGAGACCAGCUGGAGGGCAGAGUUUCCACUCGAGGCAGCGCUGCGUCACCCACUGGAGCUCACGUGGCUGAUAUCUACCUGGCCAACCUCAACAAGAUGAGGAAGCGUCCAGAGUCCGGUAACAUCCGAAGAACAUUCCGGAGCUCAGACAGCGAUAGCUCAGGAGCCAGCGGAGGGGUGAGGACCGCGUCCCUACCUGUGGGCGGAGCGCUGGUGAAGGAGGCUACGGACAAACGUCCCGUCAGCGCUCACAGCAUCCUCAACUCCAUCACUCGCCACUCCUCGCUGAAGACCAAGGUGGACAGCCCUCAACUGCGGAAAACGACGCCGGCAGGACGCUCCAAGAGCUUCAGCAACCACAGACCUCUGGAGCCUGAGGUCAUAGCGCAGGUGGAGCACAGCUCACAGGACAUCGAGGCGGCCAUGAGCUCGGCCCUGAGUGAGCUGAGGGAGUUGGAACGUAAGAGCACCUCCAAGCACACCCCCGACGUGGUCCUGGACACACUGGAGCAGCUCAAGGCCGUGAGCGGAGGCGGCGGAGGAGGAGGCGGAGCCUCGGAGCCCUCCAGCCCGCUCCACUCCCGCCUGCUGCGCGACGGCGAUGGGGGCCCCUCUCACGCCCACCCGCUCCAGCGCAGCGCCUCCUCCGCCAGCGACGUGCCCUCUUCCUUCCGGGCCGCUAAGGGCCGGCCGAGGAGCCCCCUGCCCUCCGCCACCUCGCCCUCCCUCUCCUCCUCCUCCCUCUCCUCCUCCGUGCCCUCCUUCCGGGAGCUGCGUCCGCCGGCCACCCGGCCCAAGCCGGUGGUGUUCCCGAAGAGCGGCGGUUCGGCCACGGGGUCCCCGACAUCCGCCGUGCCCCUUACGCCUCCUCCUCCGCCCGGGGGGCACACACACUCCCUCCCGCAUGCGCCUCCUCCUCCGCCUCCUUCCCAGUCCAGCGACAAGUCCUGCCCGGCCUAGCACCUCCUCACUUCUCGCACUUAGUCCGGUGGACUUCACGCCACUCCUCAUGUUUCUCACCUGGGAACACCUGCUGCUUUUCAGUGGGCGGGGCCAAAAUGUUCUCCACCUUUUUUCUUUUUUUUGUAUCAUUCUAGCGAAAAGGGACUGUUUGGGUCCUAAAAAGAGACUGUGAAAUUUUCCAAGGUCUGGUGAAAUAAAAACAGUCUUGCUGCUGGACGUGUGAAAGACUGGAUGCAGAAGAAAAGUGACAACUCUAAAUAUAGCAAUAAUACAAGCUGCUGGUCAUUCUGCUGCUUUUCUCCUGCAGCUCUUCUUCUGGGAGUCGGGGUCCACUGAAAGCCAGCGUUUCCUUUUUGUACAUGUGAUGUAGGACUGUACACACACGUGUGUGUGUGUGUGUGUGUGUGUGUGUGUGUGUGUGUGUGUGUGUGGGGGGCAGCUAAACACCUUUCAGGUUGCAUGACGGCAUCAUUUUGCGUACCUGCAAUACCGGCAAGGAGGUUUCCCCAGUCGGGAAUUCACAUGGACACAGGAAAUGUGACCAAAUUUUGGGGGGGUUGUGCUUUAUGGCAAUUCCAACUUUGACCACAUGGCGCUUUCCAUCAUUUUCAGCGCACUGCGCCGCAAAACGACGGGGCCACGUGAAUCCCUUCCCUGCCGUGUAAGAAAAGGGAUAGCAUGCUUGCUCAUAGGAUUAUAUUUCACACCUGGCAGUAAAAAUAAGAGUUGGAGGAUUCUAACGGUGUUUAUGUAUGUUUGUUAAUAAUGAGGAUAACUGGAAGCACGGAGCGAAGGAGGAGCCCCAGCAGGCGCAAGACGUUGACACAACGUUGAUUUUACGUUUGUGUCCUUUGAAACUGACUUUGAAACAACGUUUGAAAAAUGAUUGCAGUUGUAAACUGCCGCAACGUGGAUGUCCACUGUUGGAUUCACGUUGUUGGUUGGGAGACGACCAAAAUUCUAUCAACGUCAGAACUCAACAUUGAACAAACAUUGUCAAAAAGCAUGUUGUUUCAAUGUUGUAUUUCUGUUGUCGAGUUUUGGUUGGGAAAUGACCAAAAUUCAAUGGUCAAAUCAACGUCAGAACCCAACAUUAAUUCAACGUUGUCAAAAAGCAUGUUGUUUCAACGUUGUAUUUGUGUUAAGUUUUGGUUGGGGAAUGACCAAAAUUCAAUGAUCAAAUCAACGUCAGAACCCAACAUUAAUUAAACGUUGUCAAAAAGCAUGUGUUUCAACGUUGUAUUUGUGUUAAGUUUUGGUUUGGAAAUGACCAAAAUUCAAUGGUCAAAUCAACGUCAGAACCCAACAUUAAUUCAACGUUGUCAAAAAGCAUGUUGUUUCAACGUUGUAUUUGUGUUGUAGAAUUUUGGUUGGGAAAUUAUCAAAUUUCAAUUGUCAAAUCAACGUCAGAACUCAGCAUUGAAUAAAUACCAAAAAGCAUGUUGUUUUAACGUUGUAUUUGUGUUGUAGAAUUUUGAUGGGAAAUUACUAAAAUUCCGUGGUCAAAUCAACGCCAUAACCUGACAUUGAAAUGUUGUCAGAAAGCAUGUUGUUUCAAUGUUGUAUUUCUGUUGUUAAAUUUUGAUCGGGAAAUGACCAAAAUUCAAUAAUCAAAUCGUCAGAACUCAACAUUGAUUAAACGUCGACAACAAACAUGUUGUUUCAACGUUGUAUUUGUGUUGUAGAGUUUUGGUUGGGAAAUGACCAAAAUUCAAUGGUCAUAUCAACGUCAGAACUUAACAUUAAAUAAACGUCAAAAAGCAUGUUGUUUCAACGUUGUAUUUGUGUUGUUGAAAUGUGGUUGAGAAAUGACCAUAUUUCAAUGAUCAAAUCAACGUCACAACCUGACAUUGAUUAAACGUCAAAAAGCAUGUUGUUUCAACGUUGUGUUUGAGUUGCUCGAUGUCAUGACCUAAUUCCACAAGUUCUCAACGUUGUAUCAAUGUUGUUCCAAUGUCUCGUGCCUGCUGGGAGGAGAGUCUUUAUUAUUUAAGUGUUGAGUUGGAAGCACAACCAAGCACCUCAUCAAGGACUUCUUUCUUCACUGGUUUAUGCUCACAUGUGGAAGUGUGCUGGGAGAAAUGGACGCAACAUUACGAGAAGCCACAACAAAAAAGUCCAUUGUUUUCUCGAUGAUUACAUUUUUUAUUGUUUCAGACAAACAAGUCCACCAAAAGGUGACGACUGCAACACCUUGAGAAGAGUGGCCAAAGAAGAAGCCAUGAUGUUUGUAAAUUAGAUGGGUUUAUGACUUCUUCUAACAGGACUAGCUGUUGAAUCACACUCGUCCAUGUUUUCUUCUCACCUGUACAAUUGUUGUAUUUGUGUUGUUCUGACCUCAUCACGGCUGAGGGGAUGGUGACUGUCUUGAUGCGUGUCUCAAAUCAAAUCAUCUCGCACUCGAACAAGUCGGCUUCACGUGUGUACUAACUGUCAGGGGGUGAUUUAUUUUGAAAGUUUGUCCAAUAUGCUUUUGGGUUCAUUCUGGAAACAGCAAAAAUUAAAAAAAAAAAAAAAAAAAGACUGUAAUGUCAAAUCUAUUUAUAGUCGUCUUUGUAUUACUGGAGAAUCCUGUGUUGUAUAUACAAUGUUGUACAUUACAGAGGUACACGCUUUUUUUGGUACAAUAUUGUACAGUCAUACAAUAGUGGUUUCAUCACAUAGGCCUUAUAUCAUUCUGUCUACUUCUUGUCCUACAUUCUUUCUUUUUUUUAAUAAACAUUGCUUGCUUUAGUCAACCUGGACUUGAUCAGUCAUUAUUGCAACAUUUCAGUAUUCACAGCACGUCACUUUUUCCACAUUUUGUUAUGUUACGGCCGUAUUCUAAUUUGAAUACAUUCAUUUUCGUCCUCAAAAUUCUACACACAAUACCCCAUAAUGACAAUGUGAUAAGG